Molecule: messenger RNA, 733 nt
Organism: Microdochium trichocladiopsis
Lineage: Eukaryota; Fungi; Ascomycota; Sordariomycetes; Xylariales; Microdochiaceae
Exons: 1
Coding region: 136-489 (117 amino acids)
Source: RefSeq, a predicted model, not a curated record
AAGUGAUCAUGUCUCGCAACACUCAACUUCCUAGCAGCAAGGAGCACGAGCUCCAAACGGCCAGGGACGAUCAGCCCGUGAUCGAGUUCAAGGUUCUCGAAGGGGAAGGAGCGAAACUUUUCUCUCAACACGACGAUGGGCUGUUUCGAAAUUAGCGGCAUUCCGCCCUGCCGCCGUGGCACUCCCGUCACGGUCGAGGUGUCCUUUCUGGACCCGGGCGUCGUUGAAGUAAAGGCCACGGUUGGAGAUGGGACCUCAGGCAGGUCCAAAUCCCUUAACGUCAAUCAAAACCGACGCCUGGGAGACGCAGAGAUCAAGCGUCUGCGGAUGCUGACUAAGGAUCGGCUAAACGGAAAGCGGGACGGCGGAAGCAAUUCUUGGGAGGCGUUGUCCAGAAGGGGGACGAUUCCAAACGGCGGCCCCCAAAAAGGGAGGCGUGGGGGCGAGUCCCGCGAUCUCGCCGAAAACUCGGAAAAUGGAAGGCGUUAGGAGGAGGGCAGGACUUUAAGCUGCCGUUACAGGCUAUAGAAACCUGACAAUAUCGCAUUUCUGUUGUCAUGUCCCUAGGACGACGGGACGGACGUGAGCAGGUCGCGUAGCGGGCCGUUGGAGGACGUGGCAGAGGAGGCGGCAGAUGGGAGGAGGGAAUAGGAGGCGAAACUGAAGGCGUUAUCUUUAACCAGGUCACCUCACCAACUCAGCCCCUGAGAAUCCCUUCGACCCAGAGCUCCGC